Saccostrea echinata is the source of this 450-nucleotide messenger RNA. Its product is annotated as small ribosomal subunit protein uS8A. Gene Ontology annotation, molecular function: structural constituent of ribosome. Gene Ontology annotation, cellular component: ribosome; cytosolic small ribosomal subunit. The record is from RefSeq and is a predicted model, not a curated record. The transcript is spliced from 4 exons. Bases 15 to 407 code for a protein of 130 amino acids. Lineage: Eukaryota; Metazoa; Mollusca; Bivalvia; Ostreida; Ostreidae. Gene Ontology annotation, biological process: translation.
UGGCAUAGUUCAAGAUGGUGCGGAUGAAUGUAUUGGCUGACGCCUUAAAGUCUAUAGCAGCAGCUGAAAAGAAGGGCAAACGUCAGGUCUUGAUUCGGCCAUGCUCGAAAGUUAUCGUCAGAUUUCUCACAGUGAUGAUGAAACAUGGUUACAUUGGGGAGUUCGAAAUUGUUGAUGACCACAGAAAUGGCAAAAUUGUUGUCAAUCUCACUGGCCGGUUAAACAAAUGUGGUGUCAUCAGUCCCAGAUUUGACAUUUCCAUUAGAGACAUGGAACAGUGGACAACAAACUUAUUGCCAUCUCGACAGUUUGGAUUUAUAGUGCUAACAACGUCAGGGGGUAUUAUGGAUCAUGAGGAGGCCAGGAGGAAACAUUUAGGAGGGAAAAUUCUUGGAUUCUUUUUCUGAGACUGUCUGCUGUAUAUAUGCACUAAUAAAGGUGCAGAAAGUA